Messenger RNA from Drosophila navojoa, 1322 nucleotides. It is a transcript of the gene mRpL37, whose product is annotated as mitochondrial ribosomal protein L37. Gene Ontology annotation, cellular component: mitochondrion; ribosome. Gene Ontology annotation, biological process: translation. The record is from RefSeq and is a predicted model, not a curated record. NCBI's taxonomy places the organism in Eukaryota, Metazoa, Arthropoda, Insecta, Diptera, Drosophilidae. Gene Ontology annotation, molecular function: structural constituent of ribosome.
UCAGCUGGGAAAAUUUCAUAACCUGGCAUCGUGGGUGUGUGCUUGUUUAAAUUGAAAACUCUUAAAGAAAAAUGAGGAUUACAAAUAAGCUAUAUGCACAGCAUAUUGGAUGGCAUUUUAAGAAGCACUGGCAGGUGCAAGGGAGACGUGUGCCCAGGGAUACAGGUGCUGCUGCUGAGCUUUUAAAGAUGGGAAUUCAAGUUAAAACACCUGACGAACUGUUAAAUGAAAAGAAAGAGUUCCAACUGGUUGAUAUUGUUGAAACAGUCCCAAAGCCAAUCGCUGAGGACGAAAAUCAUCCGAAUUGGCAUACAACUGCGUGUCAUAUGUUUAAGGACAACAACGUUCUACUUGGAGGAUUGCAACAAGCACAGGUUCUAACAAAUACCAUAGAGAUAAAUAGCUUCCCACAACAAAUAGAGGACGCAAUUUCAAAUGGCCAAUAUUCUAAGGUUGUAGAUCGUAAUGUUCAAAAUGCAAUUUUCUCAUCUCAUUUGCUGGAUGCGCAGCAAGUCAAAUUGCCAAAGAUAAAACUUAUUGACAGACCGGCAUAUAACCUACCGCGCCUCUACGGGAUCUCUCACGAAAGACGAAAUCGUCUCGUUAUAAACAAACUCUUGUUUGAAAUCGAGAAAUUAGCUGGAAGGUCUGUAAAUGUUAAACGGAAGCUAAUGGAUAAUGUAACAUUUCAAACAUCAUUAUCCAAAGAUAAUGAUUUGCUCAGCUUUAUACUUAGCGGAGAUAAAUUAAUAAGCUCUUCUCGGGCCUUGGACGCUGUCAAGGGGAAAUUUGAUGGCGAAUUACCCGAUUUGUACCCGAUGAAAUGUGUAGUUUCAAUACCAAAACGGCAUAUUUAUACGGAAAACAACUUCUAUCCUAUUCGGUCUGAAAUAAGCUGCUCACAUCCCCAUACAAUUGUGUCUUUCUUUGAUAAAGCAAUUGUGGGCAACAUACACGGAUCCGAUGUAUCGAAAACUCAAUUCUAUGGACGUUCUAUGCUUAAAGCUUUUGUGGCAGCUGCUGCUCGUGCUAAACAAAUUAACGGAAUCACUUUCUGUUCGGAUCUGCAAAAACCUGUUGUUGUACAAUGCGUCCAUACCGACGGACGAGAGUUUCAUUUUGGAGUAUUUCAACUUAACACGCUUAAUCUGGACUCGACUAAUACAACGAAAAACUAUUGGUUCCAUCGAGGCAGUAUAGAAAUGUUUAAUAAUUGUUCUUAUAAAACUGGUAGACCACAUAUAGAUGGGUAUAACAGCGAACCUUUUCGUAUUUUAAAUGCCUUUUAUAAUAGCUCUUAAAAUAUACAACUUUUCAUUCAA